This is a messenger RNA of Brassica napus (rape), 5122 nucleotides long. RefSeq lists its product as uncharacterized. Bases 3778 to 5022 code for a protein of 414 amino acids. The transcript is spliced from 6 exons. NCBI's taxonomy places the organism in Eukaryota, Viridiplantae, Streptophyta, Magnoliopsida, Brassicales, Brassicaceae. The record is from RefSeq and is a predicted model, not a curated record.
ACUUACCCAUCACAGAUAGAUUGAAGCGUUUAUACCACUCAGAAAGGACAGCCGCGUCGAUGAGAUGGCAUGCCCAACAUUCGGUGAAAGAUGGCGAGAUUACACAUCCCUCAGAUGCGAAGGCAUGGAAACACUUUCAAACCGUAUAUUCCGACUUUGCGAGUGAGUUUAGGAACGUUUAUCUUGGCUUAUGCACGGAUGGAUUUAGUCCAUUUGGUAUGUCUGGAAGACAAUACUCUUUAUGGCCUGUCAUCUUGACGCCAUACAACCUCCCUCCGGAGAUGUGCAUGCAAAGAGAAUUUUUUUUCUUGAGUAUUCUAGUGCCUGGUCCAAAACAUCCAAAGCGAGCACUUGAUGUUUUUUUGUAACCUUUGAUCCAUGAGCUGAAGAUGUUGUGGCAUCAUGGCGUGCAGACAUGGGAUUACUCGCAGCAACAGAACUUUAAUAUGCGUGCAGUGCUUAUGUGGACCAUUAGUGACUUCCCCGCAUAUGGAAUGUUAUCGGGUUGGACCACACAUGGAAGAUUAUCAUGUCCAUAUUGUAUGGAUAGGACAGAUGCUUUUCAGCUGAAAAAUGGGAGGAAGUCAUGUUGGUUUGAUUGUCACCGUAGGUUUCUUCCGCCGCAUCAUACAUAUCUUAAGAACAAGAAAUUGUUUAGGAAAAACAAGGUAGUGCAUGUUCCUCCCCCAGUAAUGCAACCAGGAGCAUCUUUGUUAGAGCAGAUUGAUUAUUACGGUGCUAAGGAGACAUGUAAAGUUGGAGGAAAUUGGCACACUCCACCUAACAUGCCAGACGGGUAUACGGCAUCUCAUAAUUGACAUAAGAAGAGCAUAUUUUGGGAACUUCCAUAUUGGAAGGAUCAUCUCUUAAGGCACAACCUUGAUGUGAUGCACAUAGAGAAGAAUGUUUUUGAGAAUAUCAUGAACACUCUUUUGGAUGUGAAGGGAAAGAGUAAAGAUAAUUUGAAAUCGAGGUUGGAUUUGCCAGAGUUAUGUGCAAGACCAGAGCUGCAUGUGACAAGAGAAGGAAAAUUACCAGUUUCGAAUUUUAGAUUGUCUGGGGUGGCGAAGCAAAAGUUGUUUGACUGGGUAAAUUCUGAUGUAAAGUUUCCAGAUGGAUAUGUGUCAAAAUUCUCAAGAUGCAUCGAGCAAGGAAAAAAUUUUUCUGGUAUGAAGAGUCACGACUGUCACGUUUUCAUGCAGUGGCUCCUACCGUUUGCAAUGACGGAGCUAUUACCAAAACAUGUUCAUGAAGCAAUAGUCGGUAAUAAAAGUGAAUUUUAAAAUUAUAUAUAAAUUUAUUGUCUUUGGUAAUUGAAAUAAUAUUUUUGUUUGAUGAUGAAUUUGUAGGAGUUGGAGCAUUUUUUAGGAAUUUAUGCACACGGACAUUGACUGAGGAUGGGAUCGAGUUGUCAGCCAAGAAUAUUCCAGUUUUGCUUUGCAAUCUGGAAAAAGUCUUCACCCCAUCUUUUUUUGACGUAAUGGAACAUAUCAUGAUUCAUCUACCUCCUGAAGCAGCUCUUGGGGGCCCUGUGCAAUUCCGAUGGAUGUAUGUAUUUGAGAGAUUCAUGGGAUAUCUAAAAAAGUUUGCCAAAAAUCUGACCAAAGUCGAGGGUUCGAUAGUUGCAGGAAGUUUGACGGUGGAAACUUCACACUUUACAUCCUACUACUUUAGCCCAACCGUUAGAACGAAGAAGACCGCUCCUAGACGAAACGACGACGGAGGAGUUGCGCCUUCAUAUCUUGUUACAGACGUUCCUGACAUAUUUUGUCAGAUUGGAAGACUUGCUGGCAAAGUGAGAGAAGUUUGGUGGGAAGAUCAUGCACAUGCUCAUGCGGCUCACAUUUAUAUUAUGCGAAACAUUGACUACUUGCAGGAAUUUGAAAGGUAUAGUACUCAUACAAAUUGAACAUAUAUAAAUUGUAUUGAUUACUUUGGUUUUAUAUUUACAUAUAUGCCUAACAAAUAACAAUUCUUAUAUGCAGCAUAUUCAACUUACAAAUUCGAGAACACUAUCCUAAUUUAGAAGAAAAGGAUUAUGAGCAGUUGAACGAAUGAGAUUAUCCUGGGUGGUUAGAAUACUAUGUACGUACAAUCUUUAGACUUUUAAAAUUAAAAUGACUUAUUUUAAUAUUUAUAUAUUUUGAGCAGGUGAAAAAUGGAUGUCAUGACAAACCAAUUCCGCGAUGGUUGUAUGAAUUUGUUGACAAACCGGUUGCUAAGAUCACUACUGCUCCAAUGUACUUCACUCGUUGAUACACUUUUCAUACGUACACACACGGUUCGAAGAGAUCAACCGCGAAUUUUGGAAUCCAACUCCAAGGUGAAACUGACUUCUAGGGUGUAUUGCAACAGAUCAUAGAAGUCACUUACCCGGGAAGCAUCAACUUAAAAUGCGUAUUAUUUAAGUGUGAUUGGUAUGAUCCAACGAGUGGCCGAGGGGUCCGAAAAAAUAACCUUGGGGUCAUUGAUGUCAAUGCAAAUAGACGUUAUGCAAAAUUCGAACCAUAUUGCCUUGCAUCACAAGCAGUUCAAGUAUGUUUUCUUCCAUAUCCAAGGAUUAGAGAAAGGCGUGAAAGGUGGUUAUCAGUGAUUAAAGUAAAUCCGCGAGGGCGUAUAAUCGUCGGAGAAAUUGCCGAUGUCGCUAUGCAGGCCGAAAGAGUUGCUGAAAUGUCUGUCCCAACCGAAUCGACUGAGAAUAUUUUACACAUCGAUCCAGAUAACCAAGAAGCAGAAGUCAUUGUUGAUGAUUCCACCGAAGGGUCUGUUUCAGAAGAAGACGAGUUUGAUGCUGAAACUGACGAAGAUGACAUCACAAAUGAUGAGGCUGAAAAUAGAGACAAUGAAAAUGUAUCUGAAAAUGAAUCUGAUUAGACAAAAUUUCACAUUUAUGCUGUAUUGUCUUGUAUUUGAAUUUUUUUUUUUUUUAAAAUAUAACAAGAUGCGAUGGAAUUGCGACGAAAUUGCGACGGAAUUGCAAGAUUCCCUCGCAACUCCCUCUCAAAUUUGCAACGGAUUUGCAUGGUCAUCCUCGCAAUUCCGUCGCAACUCUUUGAACCACUAGCCAAAACCCUAAAUGAAUCCCUAAAACACAGCCGUUGCAAUUCGCUCGCAAAUUUGCAAGGGAUUUGCAAGGGAUUGGCGUCGAAUAUUAGGUUAAUAUAUAAGGACAGUUAACCCUUCUGCUCCAUUACUCUCUGCCGUCAAAGAAAAAAAAGAAUCUAAAUCCCUCCUCUCUGCGUCUCCUCCCCGGGCUCUCUCUCCCCGCAGCCUGACGUCUCCUGUCAAGUCUCGCCGGACUCUCCCGCCUCUCCUCUCCGCCGUAUCUCUCUCUCUGUGCCUCUCCUUUCGCAGCCCACGCCUCAGUCUCGCCGGACUCUCCCGCCUCUCCUCUCCGCCGUAUCUCUCUCUCUGUGCCUCUCCUUUCGCAGCCCACGCCUCAGUCUUGCCGGAGUCUCCCCCUCUCCUCACCGCCAUAUCUCUCUCUCUGUGCCUCUCCUUUCGCAGCCCACGCCUCAGUCUUGCCGGAGUCUCCCCCUCUCCUCACCGCCGUAUCUCUCUCUCUGUGCCUCUCCUCUCCGAUGUCUCAGUCUCGCCGGAUCUCAUUCUCUCCACUCUCUCCUCGCCGAUCCACUUCGAUCUAGGUCUCCUUGCCAGAUCUCCUUCUCUCAACCCGUCUCUCGCCGGAUCUCUCUCCUCACGGUCGUCCUCAUCCGCCGUCAUACUCGCCGGACUUCCACCAUCAUUAUCUCGAAACGGCUCUGUCCCUUUUGAAAGAUGUCAGGAAAUGAUUAUAGCCGCUAUCUAUCUACUGGUGGUAAGAAGACUUCUGGUAGUAAGAAGACUUCUGGUAGUACGAAGAGUUCAUCCCGUCAUACCAAUCCGGGUAGUUCUUCUAGUUCCCAGAUGGCCGAGAGUUUGGCUGUUCCUAAUAGCCAGACGCAAGCUUCCCCUCCAGCUCCCGCCCCAGCUCCUGCAGCUCCCGCCCCAGACCCGGCGGCAGAUUUAGCGUCAAUCAAUAUGAUUUUGGCUAGUCCUGGACAUGAUCGUCUUCCUCACCUCCAUCCAGAUCACCCUCCAAAUACGCUUUGGUUUGAUGACGAUGUAAGCGUUGCUGCCUCGGUCCGUCAAAUCUUUGAAAGAGAUUUCAAAGAACCGCAUGCUAAUUGGAAGCAAACCCCCGGGGAUGUUGUGAGACGUUGGUUUGAAUCCUUUGCGCAAAUGUAUCAUUGGGAUUCCGGUAUAACAUCCCUCGUUCGCAACUCUUUCGAGGCUAAAUUGAAACUCCAGUUGACUCGCCAAGUUAGUCGGUGGAAGAGUAACUGGCGGAAAAAAGGCGAUGCAGCUAUGCCUUUGUGGUUUGACCCAAAUGUUUGGGCCGGUCUUGUUGCUUAUUGGUUAGAUCCAGAAUCUGAAGUCCGGAGUUGUAACAGUCGGGCAGCUCGUUACUCUGACCCUGAUGGACAUGGACCGUCUAAGCAUCGUUCAGGUCAGACUUCCUUCAGGGCCCGUGCACGAGUGAUUGCUGAGCAAACUGGAUGUUCUAUUCCAGACUUGCUUGGGGUUCUCGAGAUCACUAAACGAAACCCGGAUGAUUCUUUUGUUGAUGGCAAAUCUGAGCAGCUCUACAACAAUGUGACAUCUAAAUUUCAGGAAUUAUCUCAGGCUGCUAGUGAUGAUCCCGAGAGCACUGGUUCUAGUGGCCUCUCUCCAAUGGAAAAGAACAAGAUCUAUUGUGAGUUCGCUCCCCGCAAAAAGGGACGACUGUAUGGAGUGGGUUCUCUAAAUACAUCUUUACGAUCUGUUCCUGCUUCGUUUCCUUCUAGCAGUACUAGAGACCAAUCUUUGGAGAAGAUCAUCUAUGACCAAGCUCAAAAGAUUGAGAGCCAGGAAAAUGAAAUUUCGAAGCUGUACAAGAUCGUUCGUCAUCUCGCUAGCAAAGACUCUACCGUGGCCGACAUUCUCCUGUCUGAAGACGUGUCUUCUGCUUCUGGUGAUGAUGAUGAAUCUGAUGCUAUUUAGUUUGUUUUCUAUCACUUUCUAAUGACUUGAAACUUUUUUGUAUGUGUUUGUGUAAAGACUCUUGAUUUUCUUUCUAUUUUAGUAAUAUUUUCGCUAACUA